This is a messenger RNA of Aedes aegypti (yellow fever mosquito), 1857 nucleotides long. RefSeq names its product glutaminyl-peptide cyclotransferase. Bases 580 to 1656 code for a protein of 358 amino acids. NCBI's taxonomy places the organism in Eukaryota, Metazoa, Arthropoda, Insecta, Diptera, Culicidae. The record is from RefSeq and is a predicted model, not a curated record. The transcript is spliced from 3 exons. Gene Ontology annotation, molecular function: glutaminyl-peptide cyclotransferase activity; zinc ion binding.
UGUUCUCGACCAUUCAUUCGACGGUUGGACGUCAUCGUGACUAGACGCGAGACAUUCAGUCGUUGUCGUGAGUCACAUCGACACGGUACACGGAUUACCUUUCUAUUUGGCCACCGUAAAACAAACAAACAGCAUCGCAAAACCGGGUUUUCCACGUGAACUUCGCUGUCUGGGCUUGUCGUUGUGUUUUGUGCGCCGGUGGCCUUUCCAUUUGCUGAAUACAAUCACAAGGGGUUCGGCGCCUUUAUCGUGUUUGAUAACAGUUUUCCACGAAAGAAAGUUGCAACAAUGCUUUAUCAAUGUGUUUAGUGCUAUUUUGGAUCGUCACAUUUUUCCGUGAAAUCCAUCGAUCUGUGAAGCUAAAGUGCCGCGUGACUUGUCGUGACCUCAGCAUCUACACUUGCAGGAGAUUACCGUGUGUUCAUGCAUAAUUCAUACUGCCGAAGAGAAGUUUAAAUUCAAUUCUUAACAGUUCAUUGAGCAAUGCAAAACAACUAACCGUCUCCUUAUGUAAGUCCAAGACGGUGUAAAUCAGUGCAUCAUACCCCAUACGACACGCAGACAAACGCGAAGCCCACCAUGUGGAGCCGAAGAUUGGUGACAACGUCGUCGGGUGUCUUUCAGCUGCCGCUGGUACUGGCAAUAGUGGUGACCUUCACACAGUGGCCGAUUCAACAGAUCGAUGGCCAAUUUACCGUUGACCAGAUGCGAGUGGUAUCCAAAUCGAAUAAUGACACUCACUUUCGCCAGACGUUGAAACAGAUUCUGAAGCCCCGCAUCGUUGGCACCGCCACCCACGACGAGGUCAAACGGUACAUCGUGGACCAGCUGAAGCAGCAACAGUUCACCGUCGAGUUGGACGAAUUCAACGACAAGACUCCGCACUUUGGAAGGCUGAAAUUUUCCAACAUUGUGGGCAAACUGAACCCGGAGGCGGAUAAGUAUCUCACCCUCGCUUGCCACUAUGAUAGCAAAUACUUCCGAGAGCAUGCUUUCAUCGGAGCAGUUGACUCAGCAGUACCUUGUGCGAUGAUGUUAAAUCUGGCGAAAACUACCGAAUCUGCGCUAACAUUACUCAAGAAUAAUACCGAUCUCAGUUUGAUGUUAAUUUUCUUCGAUGGAGAAGAAGCAUUUAGGAAGUGGUCGGCGACUGAUUCUUUAUACGGAUCCAGACACCUGGCAACAAAGUGGACUACAAUGCCAUACGUUUCACGAACUCUGGGAAAAUCAAUGCGUGAGAUCGAUCGAAUUCAGCUUAUGUUACUGUUGGAUUUAAUUGGUGGCGAGAAUCCAAAGUUUUACAACUUUUUUGAUAAUACCAAAAACUACCACCGAAGGUUGAGUAGCAUCGAGUCGAACCUCAGAAAGAACAGAUUGUUACUGAAAGACCCGAAAAGUAGUGAGAUGUUCAUAGAUCAGACAACGUUCAGCAGGAUCGAGGACGAUCAUCUACCAUUUUUGAAGAGAAAUAUUCCCAUUCUCCAUCUGAUACCGGUACCGUUCCCGAAGCACUGGCAUAAACCAGAAGAUACGGAAGAAAACGUUAACCUUCGAACAGUCGGCAACAUCAAUAUGAUCCUGCGUGUGUUCACGUUGGAAUAUCUCACAUACUGCAACAGCAAAUAUGGAAAAUCCCUCAGUUCCUGUUUGGAUUAAGCACGAGUGAUUGAACCCUGAAACUGUUUGAAGCUUUUUACUCAUGAGCUUAAUGAAAAUGAAAUUUAUGUGAUUUUGCAACUGCUUUAGAGUACCUACCGCCCAAAGUAAUUUAUUUUCACCUCCAGAAUUGUGUGCACGAUUUUAAAUAUGCAUUUUUAGCGGCAGAAAAAUAAAAGUGAUUUAUUUUACGGAAUGAAA